UGAUUGUUCAUGACUGGCACGGGUACGUCAUCACAUCGCGUCUUUAACACAAAUCGCAUGCAGCCUAAUCUUAACCCGCAUGAGUUUUGUAAACAUUUUACUUUUCCUGGCAAGUUCUAACUGAAAUGGCACCGACUGAUAACAAAAAAAAGGAUCAUAAGUUUGUGGCGAAAGCUGGUAACUGGAAGAAACCACAAAAUACCCUACAUGGUGUCAACAAGAGGAAAUGGGUCCCCGACAACAAAGUAUUUGAAGGCAGUGUUAAAGAAGGACAAGGGUUUGCUUUAAAAAGAAAGGAAAAAGUCAGACAUGAGUACAACAAACUGCUGCGUAAGGAGAAAAGGAGGACCCCUGCGUCCAAAGCUCUCUACAAGGAGGAGUACCCCGAACACCUCCGGCAUCUAUACGUGGCCGAGGCAGAGAAACUGAGGAACGAGGCCUGGACCCAUCGCCUUAACAGGACCAAGCAGAGACUGUUAGGGCAGGAGAAAAGAGAAGAGACAGCUGAAGAUGAUGCUCCUGCUGAAGCUGCUGAACCAGUUCCAGAAGAUGCUGGUGGAUCUGAGCAGACAGAUGCUGGUGGAUCUGAGCAGACAGAUGCUGGUGGAUCUGAGCAGACAGAUGCUGGUGGAUCUGAGCAGACAGAUGCUGGUGGAUCUGAGCAGACAGAUGCUGGACCUGUGAACUCUGAACCAGCAGCAUCCUCAGAGAAAGACUGUCUUCCAAUGAGCAACCGCAUGAGGAAGAAAAUGCAGAAAAAGACGUCCUACGAGAAAACAAAAGAGGAAUUUGAGUCAGUGGAAGAAAAACGUAAAAAGAAGAAAGAGGAGUUCCUGACAGACAAGCAGCAGAGAGACGAAGCCAUCAAGAAGUACAAACAGAAAAAGGAGGAGACUUUUCAGAUACUUAACAAAAAGACCAAAAAAGGACAACCCAAUCUGAACUUACAAAUGGAGUAUUUGCUUCAAAAGAUCACUCAAGGAGCUGGGAAAUGAGUCUCAACGAAGAAUAUAUGGGACCCUGCCUCUAUUCGAUUGCGCGAUUAAAAAAAACCCAGAGAUUACCCGUGGACGACUUGGAUUGAACUUUUCACACAAAUAUCUCUUUUCAAUGCUGAUUUAUGUUUAGAGUGGUGUUCUGUUCUUUGUUCAGUAUUUUGCCCCAGGAAAAACUGUUCAUUUGUAAUAUCAGACCACAAGGUGGCAUUGUGAAACCUGAGGAGAAGGGGAAAUGUGCUUAUGUAAGAUAUUAUUACACAAUAAAUGUUUUAUCUUUCUGUAA
This is a messenger RNA of Gymnodraco acuticeps, 1281 nucleotides long. RefSeq names its product coiled-coil domain containing 59 (gene ccdc59). The record is from RefSeq and is a predicted model, not a curated record. Lineage: Eukaryota; Metazoa; Chordata; Actinopteri; Perciformes; Bathydraconidae. Bases 126 to 995 code for a protein of 289 amino acids. Gene Ontology annotation, cellular component: nucleus. The transcript has 4 exons.